AAAGACAAAAGAUAGAGAACACGAAGCCUUGGUUUUUAAAAAAGCUUUUAAGCAUGGCUUUCCUCAAGUGCCUCCUUUCUGUUAAGAACGAGCUCAUCCUCUUCUUGGCUCCACUUAUUCUCCUGCCAUUGCCUCUGGUGAUCGGGACGUCGGAAGCAGAAUGUGCCUAUGUGAUCAUUCUGAUGGCGGUGUACUGGUGCACCGAAGUUCUUCCGCUGGCUGUGACGGCCCUGCUCCCAGCGCUCCUUUUCCCUUUGUUUGGCAUCAUGGAAUCCCAAAGUGUGUGCAUGCAGUACCUGAAGGACACAAACUUGUUGUUUGUGGGGGGUCUGAUGGUGGCCGUCGCCGUUGAGCACUGGAACCUGCACAAGCGUAUCGCUUUGAGGGUUCUUCUGCUAGUUGGUGUGCGUCCGGCACUGCUUAUGUUGGGUUUUAUGAGCGUGACGGCCUUCUUGUCCAUGUGGAUCAGUAACACAGCCACCACAGCCAUGAUGGUGCCCAUUGUCCAAGCAGUGCUGGAGGAGCUCAACAACAGCGAGGCACAGAUACCUCAGAUCCGGAGCUCUGAGGAAAACCAGAUAUCUGAUGUGGAUGGCAAGCAGCCUCCGCAGUCGGAGAAACAAGAUGAUGCAACCGGCCCUGUGAUUGUGACUUUCUUGGAUGCUUCGGUGGAGGUGACCAGGCAUAAGAAGGCAGCAGAAAGACUGAACAUGUGCAAAGGAAUGACCUUGUGCGUCUGUUACGCUGCUAGCAUUGGCGGCACUGCCACGCUGACUGGGACUGGUCCGAAUCUGGUGCUCAAGGGCCAAAUGAGCCAACUCUUCCCUGAAAAUGGUGACGUGAUUAAUUUUGCCUCCUGGUUUGGAUUCGCCUUCCCGAACAUGAUCCUCAUGCUCACACUGGCUUGGUUGUGGCUGCAGUUUGUCUUUGUUGGAUUCAACUUUAGAAAAACAUGGGGCUGUGGUGCUGUGAAUACAGAGAAGGAGAUCGCCGCCUACAAUGUGAUCCAAGAGCAGCAGCGUCUUUUGGGACCCAUGUCCUUUGGCGAGAUCAGUGUCCUGGGUCUCUUCAUUCUGUUGGUGGUCUUGUGGUUCACACGGGAUCCAGGCUUUGUGCAUGGCUGGGCAACAGACAUAUUUAACUCCAAAGCAGAGUAUGUUACGGAUGCUACUGUGGCGAUCUUCAUUGCCGUCCUUCUGUUUGUUCUUCCAUCUAAACCUCCACGUCUCUGUUCAUGGAGGACACAACGUUUUGACACAGUGUCCCAUCAAACUUCAAGCUCCACCCCUCGUCUGCUCAGCUGGAAAGUUGCCCAAAAGAAGUUACCGUGGGGAAUAGUGCUUCUUCUUGGAGGAGGCUUUGCUCUCGCCAAAGGGAGUGAGGUGUCGGGACUCUCCAGGUGGAUGGGAGAUCAAAUGACCCCCCUGCAAAGCAUCCCUCCCUGGGCGAUUGCUAUCAUCCUAUGCCUCCUGAUUGCAAUCUUCACAGAAUGCACCAGCAAUGUGGCCACUGCAACGCUCUUCCUGCCCAUCUUAGCCUCAAUGUCGCAGUCCAUUGGAAUGAACCCCCUGUAUGUCAUGGUGCCUUGUACUCUGAGUGCCUCCUUUGCCUUCAUGCUGCCCGUCGCCACCCCUCCCAACGCCAUAGUCUUCUCUUAUGGAUACCUCAAGGUUUCAGACAUGGCCAGGACGGGAAUAGUCAUGAACAUCAUUGGUAUACUUUGCAUCACUCUUGCCAUCAACACCUGGGGCCGGGCCAUGUUUCACCUAGACUCCUUCCCCACGUGGGCCAAUGUCACGGCGCCAUGAGGCUGUCCUCGUUCCCCUCCUUCAAGAAAGAUCUCUGGGCAGAGCCACGACACGGUCCAAACUGGUCUGCGCUGCUGAGACACCAAGUCUACCACCGUGUGUUUUUUACCCACAUCUGAGACAAGCUUAGGAGAGAAAGUGGUGACGAAUCGGAAGAGGGACAUGAUUUAAUUGCUAUUAACACAACCAAAAAUAAGGUCUCCUGCGGUAUCUUCCUAAACAGUACAGUAUGAACGAAAUUAACAGUGACAGCAAGCCACGACAGCCUGUUCUUAAAAAGCCUGCUGAUUAGGUUUCUAACAGCAAUAAUAGCACUAUUGUAGAUGCAUUUAUAUGGCAACAAUAGUUAUACUGAACGUGAGAAGGUGAGCUAUACGAAAAGAAACAUCUCAACCACAUGUUAAAUGCUGCUUAAUAAUAAUAAAAAGACAUUAAUAAUAAAUUUACAUAUAAAAUCUAAGAAGGUUCCUGAGGCUCAUCAUGUGUUUGUUUACGACAAAUUAAUUAAAUGCAGCUCCCCAUAAUUAAUUCUCCACCGCUAAUAUUGAAAAUGUAAUGUGCAACUCCACUGAAUUAAAUAUAUGAGGACGAUGUGGCAAAUGUUGUGUAUAUAGUGAUAUAUAUAGUGAAUAUAACAAAUAAAAACAUUCCCUUUAACCACACAUGUAACCCCUGUGAAGGGAUUCGGUACUUCCAGCAUCAUUUGAACUUUGCUUAUAUGGUUAAAACAAAAGACAUGUGCACAUGACUGGAAACACAUACUGGAAACAUUUGUUAAGAUCAAUCAAAUCAAUGCUGUAUGAGACAUUUGAGUCACACAAUGCAAUGAAAAAUGUCGAAACUGCUGUAUUUUUUUUAACAGUUGUAUUUAUAUAUUUUCUUAAGAUGUUUGUGUAUGUAAUAAAUAAAUUCCUUAUUUGUGUUGCACAUAUUCCUGGCAAAAAAACUUGAUUCUGACACUGAGAAGAUCUCCCAACAUGAAAAAUGUUCCUGCUUUUAGUGGUUUGACUUCUCAUCUACUGCUCUU
Messenger RNA from Dunckerocampus dactyliophorus (ringed pipefish), 2835 nucleotides. It is a transcript of the gene slc13a5b, whose product is annotated as solute carrier family 13 member 5b. The record is from RefSeq and is a predicted model, not a curated record. Gene Ontology annotation, molecular function: sodium:dicarboxylate symporter activity; citrate transmembrane transporter activity; succinate transmembrane transporter activity. NCBI's taxonomy places the organism in Eukaryota, Metazoa, Chordata, Actinopteri, Syngnathiformes, Syngnathidae. Gene Ontology annotation, biological process: monoatomic anion transmembrane transport; citrate transport. Bases 54 to 1808 code for a protein of 584 amino acids. Gene Ontology annotation, cellular component: membrane. The transcript has 12 exons.